AUGCAGAGGUGCACUAGUUUCCUGUUUUUGUCUUUAAUCCUUUGUGCCACCCUGUCAGAAACAUUUGGACUGGUUUUCUCAGCAAAAGAAAAAAGAGGCUGGACUUUGAAUAGUGCUGGUUACCUACUUGGGCCACAUGCAGUAGAUAACCACAGAUCUUUUAAUGAUAAACAUGGUUUCACUGGUAAACGUGAAAUACAGCCUGAUGAGGAUAAUAAAGCAGGGAAUCUUGGAAGACCACUGGCUGAUGAAAACAUUGUGCGCACAGUAAUUGAAUUUUUGACUUACUUGCAUCUUAAAGAGGUGGGAGCACUUGACAAACUACCUUCACCAGAGGAAAUAAACCAGUCUUGAAGAAGAAUGCAUUUUUAUUUUCUUGUAGUAUAAUUUAGAUUGAAUUCUAAACAAAAGAUCCAAAUGAGCUGAAGAUGAGAAGUAUUGUUUGCAUUAAUCUGAUAAACAGUAAACAGCAUUCUUCCCUGUUUUUUCAUUUGUUUGUUUGGAUUUUUUUUUGUUUGCUUUUUUUUCCCUCUCUCCUGUGAUGUUAUAGUGUAAAAUUUUGCCUUAGUAAAAUUUUUCUGCAGAUAAAUGAUAAAAUAAAAACAAAGAGCAA
Messenger RNA from Pelecanus crispus (Dalmatian pelican), 613 nucleotides. It is a transcript of the gene GAL, whose product is annotated as galanin and GMAP prepropeptide. The record is from RefSeq and is a predicted model, not a curated record. Gene Ontology annotation, biological process: neuropeptide signaling pathway. Gene Ontology annotation, molecular function: galanin receptor binding; neuropeptide hormone activity. Lineage: Eukaryota; Metazoa; Chordata; Aves; Pelecaniformes; Pelecanidae. Gene Ontology annotation, cellular component: secretory granule; extracellular region.